This is a messenger RNA of Alosa alosa (allis shad), 3402 nucleotides long. RefSeq names its product transmembrane protease serine 6. NCBI's taxonomy places the organism in Eukaryota, Metazoa, Chordata, Actinopteri, Clupeiformes, Clupeidae. Gene Ontology annotation, biological process: proteolysis. Gene Ontology annotation, molecular function: protein binding; serine-type endopeptidase activity. The record is from RefSeq and is a predicted model, not a curated record.
CCCUGGUUAAGCGGUCAUUACAGACGUCGAACAUGUCAACAGCGUGUGGAUUUUCAGCGAAAAUUAACGUUAAUGUAUUUAUUACGUGGCUAUAAAAGGAAUUUAAUUUGUACAAAGAUGUCAUCUCCGGGAAGGGAGAUUUGAAAAGUUAUGGAACCUAAUAAUGGCUCAAGGACGGUACCACUCAACAGCUCACAUGCCAAUCCCACCGACAGCAAUCACGUGAGACCAAAUCAAGCAACACUGACACAUUCUCCUCUGAAGAAAAGGAUUCCCAGAUGGGUGGUAGCAGUAAUCAUUCUCAUUCUCGUCCUGCUUCUGGCUGGGGCUGCUUUGUUGGCUUGGUACUUUCUCGAGUACAGCGUGUGGGUGCUGGAGCCGCGUGUGGAGCAGCAGUACACGGCUCACGUCCACCUCCUCAACAGAAACUUCUCCCGCCCGCUCUCCUCCCACGGCACCCGAGAGUUCCUGGCCGAGGCCAGGGCCGUGCAGGCCAUGGUGAAGAAGCUCGUGAAGGCCACUGAUAUUUCACGUUACUUCAACUCCACCACUGUCUUUGCUUUUGGGGAGGGUAGCGUGGUGGCCCACUUCUGGCUGGUGCUGUCCGUCCCCCAGAGCCACACCGACGGGGUGACCCUGCAGCGGGUCAGCAGCCGUCUGCAGCAGCAGCUGGACACCCACACGAGCCCAGGGGCGGAGGACACGGCCAGCUACGACGGCUACCUGCUCCACCUGCCCUCCUUCACCAUCAGAGAAACUGACCCCAAAGUUAUAGAUCUUUUGAAAGCUUCCUUUGACUGCUACCGGUACCAGGCGGUGGCCCCCAGGGGCCUGGUGGCUCUGCGGGGCCCCAACACGGAGCGCUCCUCCUGCCUGUGGCACCUGCAGGCCCCCCCGGGCUCCCAGCUGGAGCUGCGCGUGGACUGGCUGCUGCCCGAGUGCCGCGACCGCCUGGCCGUCUACGACGCGCUCACGCCCUCCGACCCGCACCUCAUCACCUCGCUGUACGGCUGCAGUCGCCAUGAGCCCGUGGUGAAGCUGGUGUCGUCGGGCGAGUGGAUGACGGUGGUGUGGAAGCAGGGCCUCUAUAGCUACAAAGACCCUUUCUCUCUGUCCGCACAGGCCUGGAGCCUACAGGCCUGUUCCUCCAACAUCACCCUGCAGCCUGUGAGAGGGGUCCAAGGUGUCCUGCAGACGCCCUUCUACCCCAGCUACUACCCUCCCAACGCCAACUGCACCUGGCACUUUACUGUGCCCUCAGCUGAGUACGGUCUGACACUGGUUUUUGAGGGCUAUGAGCUGACCCGGGCCAACUACAACCACGCCUGCACACAGGGCCUCUGGGUCAUCCAGAAUCGCAGGUUGUGUGGGACACGUGGGCUACAGCCGUAUGCUGAGCGUCUCUUUCUUUUAUCUGCGUCGGUCACUGUUACCAUGACGUCCGAGGUGUCCCUCACUGGGCCUGGCCUCCAGGUUCACUACAGCCUCUUUAACCAGUCUGACCCAUGUCCUGGACAGUUUCUGUGUACCCUAAAUGGCUUGUGUGUGUCAGCCUGCGACGGCGUCCAGGACUGCCCAAAUGGCCUCGACGAGAGGAACUGUGUGUGUGUGGCCCAGUACCAGUGUCCAGAGGACGGCCAGUGUGUGGACUACCACAAAGUGUGUGACCAGCACCCGGACUGCCUGGACGGGAUGGACGAGCAGAACUGCACUAAAGGGGUGGAGUGCUCGGACAAUACAUAUGUGUGUGCUGAUGGGACGUGUAUGAAGAAGCCCAACCCAGAGUGUGACUUUGUUAAUGACUGUCCUGAUGCCUCGGAUGAGAAGCACUGUGAGUGCGGCCUGAGGCCCUUCUCCAGCCGGGUGGUGGGCGGCGUGGAGGCAUCCGAGGGGGAGUGGCCGUGGCAGGUGAGCCUGCAGGUGAGCGGUCAUCACAUCUGCGGCGGCGCGCUCAUCUCCCCGCAGUGGGUGCUGUCCGCAGCCCACUGUUUCUAUGACGACCGUCUCUUCCAUGCCUCCGUGUGGACGGUGUACCUGGGGAAGCUCUUGCUAAACCGCAGCGCUGUGUCUGAGGAGGCCCUGCGCGUCUCGCGCCUGCUGCUGCACCACUACUACGACGCCGAGACGCACGACCACGAUGGCCACAGCUGGCGGCUGGAGCUGCCUCGCGGAAGCGCCGGCCCACUUGGCCCGUCAGCGCAGCUCGCUCUCGGCCAUGACCACGAGGCCCGCCGCCUGCUCUGCUGGGUGACCGGCUGGGGCGCGCUCAAGGAAGGAGGAGGAGGCAGUGAUAAACUCCAGAAGGUGGACGUGCGGCUGGUCAGUCAGGAGGCCUGCGUCCGUUCCUACGGCUACACGGUCACCUCUAGAAUGCUGUGCGCCGGCUACCGGAGCGGAGGGAAGGACGCGUGUCAGGGGGACUCUGGCGGCCCUCUAGUGUGUCAGGAGCAUUCCCAAUCGAGCCGCUGGUUCUUGGCCGGCGUGGUCAGCUGGGGACGAGGCUGCGCCCGACCCGACUACUACGGCGUCUACACACGAGUCACUAAAUUCACACGCUGGAUCGAGGAACACAUCCACUCUUGAGGCCCUCCUCCUCCUCCACCUCCUCCUCCUCCACCUCCUCUUCCUGCCUUCCAGGAACUGUAGGCGAAUGUGGAUGCGGUUAUCUGUGCUGUAGCUAUCAAGUCUCUCUGAAUUGGACAGGGGUGGCACUGAAGAUCUCUGGUGUAUAUACAUAACUGCGUUUAUGAAUGAGGGCCGCCAGAGUCCCCCUGUAACACAAACACACACACACACACACACACACACACAAAUACAAUCGUGCACACACACACACACACUGCUUUUCUCUACUGCGGACAAGUCUGUGCAAGAUGUAAAUGUAGUGUAAGAUUUUAUGUAAGUCACUCGUGAUCUGGGGGGACAAAUGCACCCAUAGUUAGCUUAUCAACUUACAUAGAGUGCCCUAUUUAAUUUUGACACUGAAUGACACAGACCCGCACUCAGAAACACACACACACACAGGCACACACACACACACACACACACACACACACAGAUGUGUUUUUCUCAUUUCCUCGAUCUGUGAGAGGAAGAGGAAGUUACAUGUGACAGUUGUGCUGUCAGUAUUACCCUCAUUUGAAACAUUCCGUUACCUCAUCAUGCUCCACAUCUUUAUUUGGACCCACAGCCUGGCUGUUGAUCAUAUGCCACAGUUUUGAUUCUAUUUAAGAUCCAGCCCAUGUAGGUCACCACCAAAACAAGACUGUUCAACUAUCCAAAAGUUUUAGUUUAAAAAAUAUAAUUAAUCAAUAAUAAAGUGAUUUAUUUAAUGUACAAUAUCUAAAGGAGGUAAUAGGUUGUGGAAAUGUCUUGUCAAACAUUAAACAAUACAGGAAUAAA